AUGUUUAGGAAAGCUGCUGUGACCACUGUCUCUAAUGGAAGCUACUUGCAGGGGCAAGCUAAUGGCAGGUUGCCCUCUAUGGACAGCGGACAGCCAGCCCAGGAGGGAAAAGUUGUGCUGAAGAAGAAAGUGACGCUUUUGAGGGGGAUAUCCAUCAUAAUUGGCACUAUCAUUGGGGCUGGCAUCUUCAUCUCUCCCAAAGGCAUCCUGAAGAACACGGGCAGCGUGGGCAUGUCCUUGACUGUCUGGACAGCGUGCGGUGUCCUCUCGCUCUUCGGUGCACUCUGCUAUGCUGAGCUAGGAACAUGCAUUAGGAAAUCUGGUGGUCACUACACCUAUAUCCUGGAGGCCUUUGGCCCAUUACCUGCUUUUGUGAGAGUCUGGGUUGAAUUACUCGUCAUUCGCCCUGCUGCCACAGCAGUGAUAUCGUUGGCAUUUGGACGUUACAUUUUGGAGCCUUUCUUUAUGAACUGUGAAAUCCCAGAACUUGCAGUUAAACUUAUUACAGCUGUUGGCAUAACUCUGGUGAUGGUCCUGAACAGCACGAGUGUCAGCUGGAGUGCCCGCAUUCAGAUUUUCCUUACCUUUUGCAAGCUUGUAGCAAUUCUGAUAAUUAUAGUCCCUGGAGUUAUCCAGCUAAUUAAAGGAGAAACACAGCACUUUAAAAAUGCCUUUGCGGGGAAUGAUGCCAGUGUUCUGGGGUUACCACUUGCUUUCUAUUCAGGGAUGUAUGCCUAUUCAGGCUGGUUUUACCUCAAUUUUGUUACUGAAGAAGUGGAAAACCCUGAAAAAAACAUACCCCUCGCAAUAUGCAUUUCAAUGAUUAUCGUCACAGUUGGCUAUGUGUUAACAAACGUGGCUUAUUUCACUACAAUCAGUGCUGGGGAAUUGCUGCUUUCAAAAGCUGUAGCAGUGACCUUUGCGGAACGACUAAUGGGAAACUUUUCUUUAGCUGUACCAGUACUUGUUGCUCUCUCCUGCUUUGGGUCUAUGAAUGGCGGCGUUUUUGCAGUCUCCAGGAUGUUCUUCGUUGCAUCCCGCGAGGGUCACCUUCCGGAAAUUCUCUCCAUGAUUCAUGUCCGCAAGCACACUCCUCUGCCAGCUGUCAUUGUUUUGCAUCCUCUCACAAUGAUAAUGUUAUUCAACGGGGAUCUCUACAGCCUUCUGAAUUUCCUCAGUUUUGCCAGGUGGCUUUUUAUUGGACUAGUAGUUGCUGGGUUGAUUUAUCUCCGAUAUAAACGUCCUGAUAUGCCUCGUCCUUUCAAGGUGCCUCUAUUUAUUCCAGCGUUGUUUUCCUUCACCUGCCUCUUCAUGGUUGCACUGUCACUUUACUCUGAUCCAGUGAAUACAGGGAUUGGAUUUGCAAUAACCCUGACUGGAGUUCCUGCCUACUACCUCUUUAUUGUAUGGGACAAGAAGCCAAAGUGGUUCAGAAAGCUCCUGUACAGGGUAACUGUAACAUUGCAAAUCCUCUUGGAAGUCGUCCCAUCAGAGGAAGACCAGAAAUCAUGA
Molecule: messenger RNA, 1512 nt
Organism: Opisthocomus hoazin
Lineage: Eukaryota; Metazoa; Chordata; Aves; Opisthocomiformes; Opisthocomidae
Gene: SLC7A11
Product: solute carrier family 7 member 11
Biological process (GO): amino acid transmembrane transport
Cellular component (GO): membrane
Molecular function (GO): L-amino acid transmembrane transporter activity
Source: RefSeq, a predicted model, not a curated record